AUGCCACCUGCCUCACUGGGAAACCCGAAAAUGCUGAACUCCGACGAGCCCCAGGGCUUCACCGCAGAAGAGCAUGCCCUGUUUGAGAAGCUAAACAUCGGCAAGGAAGGCGGCCUCCCGCUGCCCUCGUUCAUCAAGCCCAGCGAGGUCGAGGCCCAGGCGCGGCCCCUGGCCGAGAGCAUCUUCCGGGACUGGGAGGUGCUCAAGGCCGUCGUCGAGCGCCACGAGGAGAGGCUGCUCGAGCGGUGGAGGGGCCUCAAGAGGAAGAAGCGCAGGGACAUGCUGCUGGCGGCGUGGCCGGGGAUGGCGCCGCAGCACCGGCCCGACAUUGUGUGCUGGCGGGAGAAGUUUGGCGAGACGAACCGGCAGGCCGUCGACCGCGAGGACCGCGAGGCAUUCCUCUGGCCGCACAUCAACCUGCAAGACCUGUGCGCGACGCGGCCGCUCUGGCUGCUGAUGAGGUCGCGGGGUCGAGAUGGAGGGCCGGAGGCCUUCGCGGCGGCGGAUUUGGACGGCAUCCGCUUCGGCAAGGCGUGCCUGGCGCUGAUGCCGAGGUAUCUUAAUCAGUACUCCAUGCUCUUCACCGGCAGGACUACAGCGGAGUCAUACGGCCAGCUCUACGCGUGGGACGAGCUCCCCUCUGGCGACCGCUCGCUCUUUGAGAACCGCGGCACGCACCCGGGCGAGGGGCUCUGGAUCCUCGAGAUCCAGGCCCGCCUCUACGCCUUCCUCGUCGACAUGGCCAAGCGCCUCAUCCCUGGCGUCACAGACACUCUCUCCAACAAGGCUCCACCAGCCGCCGUCAACAGCAACCACGCCAGACCCGACGCGGCGGCGGAAUUCCAAUCGCUGCCCGUCCUGUCGCUGGAGGCGCCCUACUCCCUGCCGGCGCAGCUCAACGUCCAGAACCUGCUCAACCUCGCCUAUGCCAAGCUCUGGGAGGCCGAGGACCACCUCUGGGCCAUGCGCGAGGACCCGUCCUACUUCGCCGCCACGCUGCGCACCUGGCGCGAGCACCGCCGCGAGAUGAUCCCCGACACCGAGGGCAAGCCGCACCCGGCCGCCGCCGCGGCCGCCGCCGCGGACGACGACGGCGACAACGUGCUGUGGUCGCGCACGAUCGGCCUCGUCGUCAAGCGCGGCCUCGAGGAGGUCGAGACGUGGAACAUCGUCUACGCAAAGUGCCACCUCGUCGCGCAGCGCCUGCGCGCGCACGCGGGCAAGCUGCGGCCCGACGGCGCGCUGCCGCAGGACCUGGCGCUGGCCGUGUACAGCCUGUACCACCACGCGCGGCAGCUGCAGAACGAGCCCGUGGGCAACCUCAAGACGGGGUGCUUCGCGUCGCCGGAGCUGCGGCGGUACUUCCGCGUCGUGCCGCCGCGGGACCCGGGCGACAGCGCCAUCGCGCUGACGACGGCCGAGGAGGCGCCCGAGGGCGCCGCGACGCGCGAGCUCGUGUGGUGCCUCGGGGCGCUGCAGAACGACGGCAGCCGCGUGCUGCUCGGGUCGUCGACGCUGCUGGACAACAUUGAGAUGCUGAUGGCGCCGCAGGUCGGCGGCGGCGGCGGCGCCAGCAACGAAGAUGGCCGCAGCAGCAGCAGCACGGCGGCAGUGGGCGAGCAGUCCCACGUCUCGGCCUGGGUGGCCGACCAGCUGGCCAGCCUCUCCGUCUACGCCGAGUGCGUGCGCGAGAUCGAGCGCUUCCAGCCCUGGGCCGCGAGCUUCGAGGUCGAGAUGCAGGACAAGGAGAUCGCCAGCGUGCUCGACGUCGACUUCCAAAAGUCGCUGCAGCGCCUGCGCCCGCUGUUCCAGCACCAGAUGCGCGACCGGGUCGUCCGGCUAGGUGUCCCCGACGACGGGCGCUUCGACUACCCGGAGGUAGCAGGGGAUGAGGACCAGGCGGCUCGUGCCGCCGCCGUCGAGCAGCGCCGGCGCGCGGAGAAGGCUCUCGACGCAUUCUGGGCCAAGCUGCAGCACAGCCUGGACAAGCACCACGCACUGACGCCCCGCGUCCGCGAGGUUCUAACCAAAAUGCCUAUCCAGCGGACCAGCCCCCAUGCCGCAAAACCAUCAGCCAGUUCCGAAGCGGCCGCCUCUUCUCCACAGCCCAAGCCCAUCCGCGGAGGCAGCGCGGCCGCCAAGAAGAAGGUCGACCGGCGCGCGCUCAAGACGUUCCGCGCGCUCUUCCCUCCCGACGCGGCGAGCAGCAGCGAGCAGGGCGCGGCUGCCGCGCCCAAAUCCUGGACGGCCGCAGAGGUGGCCUGGCCCGACUUUGUGCACGCCAUGCGCAGCGCCAGGUUCGACAUCACCAAGCUGUACGGCUCGGCGUGGUUGUUUGUGCCCGAGAGACAGACAGGUGGUGGUGGCGGCGCGGCGGCCGGGCAGCACCGGCCCAUCCUGUUCCACCAACCAUGGCCUGGCACGGGAAAGAUCAGCCCUCCGGCGGCGCGGUGGUUGGGCAAGAGGCUGACGCGGGCUUUCGGGUGGACAAGGGAAACCUUUGAGGUUGAGGCCUGA
Thyridium curvatum is the source of this 2517-nucleotide messenger RNA. RefSeq lists its product as uncharacterized. NCBI's taxonomy places the organism in Eukaryota, Fungi, Ascomycota, Sordariomycetes, Thyridiales, Thyridiaceae. The record is from RefSeq and is a predicted model, not a curated record. Bases 1 to 2517 code for a protein of 838 amino acids. The transcript has a single exon.